Molecule: messenger RNA, 1821 nt
Organism: Tupaia belangeri chinensis (Chinese tree shrew)
Lineage: Eukaryota; Metazoa; Chordata; Mammalia; Scandentia; Tupaiidae
Product: vomeronasal type-2 receptor 116-like
Biological process (GO): G protein-coupled receptor signaling pathway
Cellular component (GO): plasma membrane
Molecular function (GO): G protein-coupled receptor activity
Source: RefSeq, a predicted model, not a curated record
AUGUCAUUACCUUUGAUUAGUGUUUUUCUACUUCUACAGUCUUUAAAAAUGGCUUGUGCAAUGGAAUAUAUGAGCUGUUUUGGAUACCUGAAGUCAAGUGUCUACAAGGAUGGAGACCCGAUACUGGGUGGGGGUUUCCCUUUUAAUAUCUUAGAGAUACAAUCUGCACAUAAAGGUUUUCUGAUAAAGCCAACUCUAGAGGUGUUAGAUACUUGUCUCUUGCUACUUCUGCAGCCUUUACAAACAGCAUGUGAGAUGGUAGAUAUUAACUGUCAUACAUACUUGAAGCCAAGUGUCUACAAGGAUGGGGACCUGGUACUGGCUGAGUUUUUCCCUCUUUAUGACGUGGGGGAACAAGAUAUACUUGCACACAAUUACCUGAUAAGGCCAAUUCAAGAAGUGAGAGAUGAUUGGUACCACUGGAAGAACUACCAAUAUGUACUGGCCUUUCUCUUUGCCAUUGAGGAGAUCAAUAAGAGCCCCCAUUUGCUCCCUACCCUUACCCUUGGUUAUGAUCUCUACAAUGCAUUUACCAGUAACAAAAGAACUUUAGAAAAUGCACUUCAUCCAUUUCUGAGGAAAAGCCGACUGACAAACAGCAUUGGGUACAACAUUCCCCUGGAUGAAGAAAGAAAUAGAAUACAGCAUAAUAUCCACAACCUCGAAUCUGUGUGUAGUCACAGCUGUGUUCCUGGAUUCCAGAAAAUUCCCCAGGAAGGAAGACCUGUUUGCUGCUUUAUUUGUGCUUCUUGCCCAGAGUCAGAGAUUUCAAAUCAAACAAAUGCAAAGCAGUGUAUCCAGUGCCCUUCUCAAGAGUAUCCAAACAGUGAGAGAACUCACUGCCUUCCCAAGUCUGUGGCAUUCAUGGCUUUUGAGGAUGCUUUGGGGACAGCCAUGGCCUGUAUGGCUCUGUGUUUCUUUGUCGUCACAGCUGUAGUUUUGGAAUUUUUUGUGAAGCACCGAGACACUCCCAUUGUCAAGGCCAACAACCAGGCUUUCAGCUUUAUUCUGCUUAUCUCCCUCCUGUUGUGCUUCCUCUGCUCCUUGCUCUUCAUUGGCCAUCCUAACACAGCCACCUGUGUCCUCCAACAAGUCACAUUUGGCCUUUUGUUCACUGUGGCCAUUUCCACUGUUCUGGCCAAAACAAUUACCAUAAUUCUGGCAUUCAAGGCCAUGAAGCCUGGGAGAACCAUGAGGUGCUUGUUGGUCUCAGGGGCUUCCAACUCCAUCAUUUCUAUUUGCUCCCUGAUCCAAAUGAUUAUCUGUGGAAUCUGGCUGGGGACCUCUCCUCCUUUUGUUGACAUAGACUCACAUUCUGAGCCCAGAAAUCUCAUCAUCGUGUGCAAUAAGGGCUCAGUCACUGCCUUCUACUGUGUCCUGGGCUACCUGUGCUUCUUGGCUCUGGGGAGUUUCAUUGUGGCUUUCCUGGCCAGGAACCUGCCUGACACAUUCAAUGAAGCCAAGUUUCUCACAUUCAGCAUGCUGGUGUUCUGCAGUGUCUGGGUCACAUGUCCCAUCUAUCACAGCACCACGAGAAAAUUCAUGGUGGCUGUGGAAGUCUUCUCCAUCUUGGCCUCCAGUGCAGGGCUUCUAGGCUACAUUUUCGUGCCCAAGUGCUAUGUUAUUAUGAUAAGGCCUGAUGAGAACUCCUGGAAAGCUUUAAAAAACAGAAGGGGUUCCAAAUUAAACAGGCAUUCUAAGGUUUUACCUUAUGUAUCUGUUGAAAAGCCCCUGGAAAAUUUCACCAUUCGUUCUGUCUGCAAUAAAGGUCAAGAACAGGACAAGCUGUACAGUUUUGCCAUAGCUAAAAGGGACCGGUAA